This is a messenger RNA of Macrobrachium nipponense, 3831 nucleotides long. Its product is annotated as mucin-2-like. Lineage: Eukaryota; Metazoa; Arthropoda; Malacostraca; Decapoda; Palaemonidae. The transcript is spliced from 3 exons. The record is from RefSeq and is a predicted model, not a curated record. Gene Ontology annotation, molecular function: chitin binding. Gene Ontology annotation, cellular component: extracellular region. The coding region runs from base 145 to 2541 and encodes 798 amino acids.
ACGAAUCGCUCACUUUUAAAGAUACAGUGCGUUCCUCUGUUGUGCUUUUCACUGGUGAUUCAUACAUUUCUCAUAAAAUUCUUCAUACACUCUCAUACAUUCUACCGACUGAAGCAGCGAUUUGGACGUCGUCUCUCCAACAAAAUGAGUCGAAAUCGGAUAAAGUUCGGCGCCUUCUAUUGGAUUCACCUCCUGUUAGGUGUCGCGGUGGCUGCGUCGUCUGUCGCCGAUGACAUUCCGAAGGACAUCUCCGACGAAGGGCCUCUUCCCAUCACCUUGAUCGUCCUUACCGAUGACGACGAGGUGCCCGUCAAGAGAGUGCCCCGAGAAGCCACUGACGUCAAGGUCGAGGGUGCCAUACCCAUUACCCAACUGAGGAUUCCAAGAGCUCUCCUGCCCUCCCACGGCGGUCCUUCGACUGUCGCCGGGGGUUCUCCUGGAAGCGAUUUCCCGAUCUUUAACGCUGUUCCCAAGACGAGUUUUACUUGCAGCAGUAGAAGUCAUGGCUAUUACGCAGACGUGGACACAGGCUGCCAGGUAUUCCAUGUGUGCCAUGCUGACGGCCGAAUGGACAGCUUCUUGUGUCCCAAUGGCACGAUCUUCCAGCAACAGCAACUUGUAUGCGAUUGGUGGUACAACGUUGACUGUCAGUCUUCCUCGCAACAUUUUGAUGUCAAUGCAGAGAUUGGUAAAAUAUCACCAUCUUCCAGACAGCCUUCAUCUGGAGGAGCAACUUCUGCAAACUUUGCCCAGCAACCUGCACCUCGACCGACCUUUGCUAAUGUUACACCACAAAGGGCCCAAGGUAGACCUGCUGUCACUCAGUCACUUCAAGUCCCACCUGGGUCUAAAGCAAUAGGUGUCGGCCCAAGUGUGUCACAGCAAUUGACAAGAGUCUCUCAGACACCAAAGGCCGCACCACAAGCUGCUUUCUCAAUACCACAGACCUCACAGGGGGCGAGCAAAGUUUCAAGUGCAAACUUUGGUGCAGUAACGCAACAAACUACAUUGCGGCCCCCUACAAGAGUGGCAGUAUCGAGAAGGCCUGUUACUUCUGCCCUUUCAACAGGAUUCACUGCCUCUCGGCCACAGACAACUUUCCAACAGAAUAAUGCCAAUGUGGCACUGACUGCCUUUGGUUCCCCGACUCCUCAAGUUCACGGAAACACACAUUCAAAUUUCCAAAUAACCACAACAACUGCAGCUCCCAGAGUUACACAGAGUGUCAGCAACCAAAACAGGGUAGUUCAGCCUUCUAGUUUCAACAGGGUUCAACAAACAUUCACCAACAUUAACAGAGUAACACCUGCUCCUAUCAGAAACACUGUAUCACAAACUUUUGCUAGCCAAAACAUAGUAACACCAGCUCCAAAUCUAAACAGGGUUCAACAGAGUUUUGGAGUUAGUAGCCAAGUAACUCCAAGCACUAAUCACAGAGGAACACCAGCUUCAAAUCUGAACAGAGUUCAACAGAGUUUUACAGUCACUAACCCAGUAACUCCAAGCACUAUUCAACACAGAGUAACGCCAGCUCCAAAUCUGAAUAGAGUCCAACAGAGUUUCACUGGCACUGGCCAAGUAACUCCAAGCACUUUUCAACACAGAGUAACUCCAGCUCCAAAUCUGAAUAGAGUCCAACAGAGUUUUCCUGCCACUAGCCAAGUAACUACAGGCACUUUUCAAUCCAGAGUAACGCCAGCUCAAAAUCUGAACAGAGUCCAACAGAGUUUUCCUGCCACUAGCCAAGUAACUACAGGCACUUCUCAACCUAGAGUAACGCCAGCACUAAAUCUGAACAGAGUCCAACAGAGUUUUACUGCCACUAGCCAAGUAACUCCAAGCACUAAUCAGAACACAGUAGCCCAGAGCUUUGGCAGUCGAACUAAUAACGCCCAAAGGUUUAGCACUCGGCCGAGCACUGGAAUUCCUCUUACAAACACAAGACCACAGUCAUCGGUACAAGCGUCCAGAGGCCAAGGCCAGACCUCCGUCCAAACGAAUACUUUCGGUAACCGCGUAGUUGGUGGGAUAAGAAUUGGCCAGUCCGUUGGAGUCCCAUUACCGACCCUGAACCAAGGGGUACAACAGCCGCAGAGAACAAAUGUUAACAUUCGUCCAAUAACUCCCGUCAACAACGUGCUGUCCAGGCCCAAUAACGUAAGACCUACCGGCACGCUGGGAUCUGCUAGACCUAUCAUCGUCAUCGACGACGAUCUUCUAGACCCAUUUGACGACGACAGAUUCGAUCUGGACGAUCGCUUCGACGAUGAUCGAUUCGACCUAGACGAUCGCUUUGACGACGACCGGUUCGAUCUGGACGACCGAUUCGACUUGGACGACCGAUUCGACUUGGACGAUCGCUUCGACGACGAUCGCUUCGACGAUGAUCGAUUCGACCUGGACGAUCUCUUUGACGACGAUCGCUUCGACCUAGACGAUCGGUUUGAGCGGCAGACUCUGGCGAGUUUAUCGAAGCAACUUGGAGGAAGGAAUGUGUCUCCGCCUUCGGAAUUCCAGCUUCCUCCGCCUCUCGGACGUUAAACUCUUCAUUCCCAUUCCGUAAAAGAAUCAGAUUCCACGAAAAAAUAACCAGAAAACAACAGAAAUUGUUGUGCUUUCUCGUCCGUAAAUGAAUCAGAUAAGGAAAAACAACUUGCAAUAAAAUGUUUAUUGUGUACGUAGCGAAUUAUAUUGAUAGUAAUCGAGAAUUAAUGUUUUUAUUUAACUGUUUUGAGUAAAUUUUGUUUAAGCUUCCAAUUCAUCUAUACACAAAUAAAAUAUUUGACUAAGAAUGUUGAUAUUAAACGAUUAAUUUUUUUUUAAAUAUUUUAUAUACGCAAUUAAGAAAAAUUGUCAGAAACUUGCUGAAGUUUUAGAACAAAAUAACUACAUUAUAUGAUAAUACAAUAGAAAUGUCAAAGAUUUGCUACGUAAACUAGGAUAAAGAUUUAAAUAUAUAAAAGUAUCUUUAAAGUUAUUAAAUAUCCACACGAUUCUCAUACACACCAACGCUAGGAUAAAUAUUAAUUUGUAAAAAACGAAGGAUUUUAUCAUUUUUUACAAUUACGUGACUAUGCAACGAUGAAACAUGGCCAUGGGAGAGCUGAAUUCCAUUAUGCUGAAAUGAUUAAAAAGUCAUCUCUGUGAUGAGACAUGACGAAUGAAAUUACUCCUUUAUUGUGGUUAAACAUCAGCUAUCAAUGAAAUGACGAAUUUCGAAAAAAUAAUUGUGAAAUACUUGCUUUGAAUAAUCUGAUACUACGGACGAGAUUAUCUAUUUCCAUGCAGUCUCAAAACGCGCCAGCAAUCGCUUUGGAAUUUUCGUUUUACUUUCGUUUUUCCUAAUUCAUCUAUUCCUUCAUCGGGAUUAAGCAGUAAUUUAAUGAUGAAGGAAUUAAGCAGUUAUUUUCAGUCGUAUCCCCGUUUUCUUUGGAAUCGUGCUUAAGGUGGGAAAUCCAUUUGCUUCUAAAAAAAAUCUAAUUGGAAUUAAAUGGAAUUUUCUUAGGGACUGAGCUUGAUAAAGGGCAUCCCUUGGCUUAUGAAAAUUGCAUAGAGGGACUGAGCUUGGAAUUAGGUAGAAUUUUCGUAAGAACUGAGUUUGAUAAAGGCCACCUCACCCCUUUGCUUAGAAAGAUUAAAUAGAAUUUUCUAAAGACUGAGUUUGAUAAAGGAAUCCCUUUACUUAUAAAGAUUAAAUAUAAUUUUCGUAAAGACUGAGCUGGAUAAAGGCCACCCCAUCCUUUUGCUUAUAAAGAUUAAAUACAAUUUUCGUAAGAACUGAGCUUGAUAAAGGAACCCCUUUGCUUAUAAAGAUUAAAUACAAUUUUCGUA